Messenger RNA from Coprinopsis cinerea okayama7#130, 1926 nucleotides. Its product is annotated as multidrug resistance protein. Gene Ontology annotation, cellular component: fungal-type vacuole membrane. Gene Ontology annotation, biological process: basic amino acid transport; transmembrane transport. NCBI's taxonomy places the organism in Eukaryota, Fungi, Basidiomycota, Agaricomycetes, Agaricales, Psathyrellaceae. The transcript is spliced from 20 exons. The record is from RefSeq and is a predicted model, not a curated record. The coding region runs from base 1 to 1926 and encodes 641 amino acids. Gene Ontology annotation, molecular function: basic amino acid transmembrane transporter activity.
AUGUCCCAGCCUGUAACGGAACGAGAUCGUCUACUUCCUAUCCGCAAAGCGUCGAAUGGCGACAUACGACAUGGAGAAAGGAGGCCGUUGGGGCCGUUGGAGAUAUCGAGGGGAACGCGGUAUAGGAUCCUGGCAGGGAUUUGGACAGCGACAUUUCUAUCCGCCUUGAAUCAAACCUUGGUGCCAACUAUGCUUCCAUCUAUUUCGUCUGAAUUCAACAAAUCCAACCAAGCCAGUUGGCUGGGGACCUCUUACCUACUUGCCACCUGCACGUUCACUCCACUUUACGGCCGCCUCUCGAACGUCCUCGGUAGAAAAGGUGCAAACCAUACCGCACUGAUAUUCGCCGGUCUCGGCGUACUGCUCUGCGGCCUCUCGACCAACAUGGAGACGCUCAUUUUGGCUAGAUUCCUUUCCGGAAUUGGAGGAGGUGGACUGAUGACUACGUCGUCUAUUAUUGUCAGCGAUAUGUAUACGCUGCGGAGUCGAGGCCUGACGCAAGGCGUCCAGAGCGUGUUUAACGGUCUUGGUAUGGGAUUUGGUGGCCCGCUAGGAGGCUUGGUGACCGACUGGCUCGGUUGGCGAUGGGCCUUUAUCAUCCAAAUGCCCCUGUUCAUAUUUUCCUACGUCCUCACAACGAUGAACCUUAACUAUGUGACUGAGGGGAAAGGAAAGAGCACGAGAGAAAUCCUCAAACGCAUUGACUAUGGCGGCAGUGCGACGCUUCUAAUGGCCGUUGGAUCCUGCUUGCUUUUCCUUAGUGCCAGAUAUAACGAAGGGCUUGAGUGGUCGAGCCCCUCCGUGACCAUCUCUGCAUCGUUGACAGCUGUCUUCUCGAUCUUAUUCAUCAUAGUCGAAAUAUGGGUGGCGCCUGAACCAGUCCUUGCGCCAUUCCUCCUGAAGCAAAAAAUCCCUGUCCUCGUCGGGAUAUCCAACUUCCUCGUUGCAACAUGCAACUUCUCGAUCAUGUACUUCCUGCCUAUGUGGUUCCAGACUGUGAUUCUGACGAGUGCUUCGAUUGCUGGUCUGCACCUACUUCCCAAUUCCCUUUCGAUGUCUGUUGGUUCGCUGUUCGCGGGGUGGAUGAUGCACGUUACUGGCCGGUACAAGCUCAUCAACCUCAUCUUUGGCGCGCUCCCUUUUAUUGGCGCGUCUCUCAUCUAUCGGUUGCAAGAAGAUUCGGGCUUCUUUGUAUCGUGGUUCAGCAUCGUUCCGCUAGGAUUUGGAAAUGCCGUUGUCCUUCAAACCAUGUUGAUUGCACUGCUCGUUCAUCUUCCUGAGAGUUACAUGGCAGUAGGAACGGGAUUUGGACAGCUUUUCCGUGGAAUUGGUCAAGUCGGAGGCGUCGCCGUUUCAUCCGCCGUCUUCCAGUCCAUCCUCGAUUCGGAACUGAGGAAGCGCUUGACGGGGCCAGAUACCGAGUUCAUCAUGAAGAUUCGCCAAAAUUCUCGACUCAUAGCUUCCCCCGACAUACCCGCACACAUCAAAGAAGCGGCAAAGGAAUCCUACAAGAUCUCGUUAAAAUCUGUUUUCUUCUUUGCUUCAUGUAUGACGCUCCUAGCGUACAUUGUCCGGUUACCCAUCCCCGACAAGCACCUCGACCACGAACCCAAACGCGAACACACCCACACCCACCGGCACCACCAGCACCAGCAUCAACCACCAUCCUCUUCACCUUCAGAAAGCAGCACCGUCGUCGAACCAUCUUCAGUUCGCACGUCUAUGACUCUUGACCGCGGAGCAGAGUAUAUCGACGUUGAGGACCGUUGUGAACUUGGCGAUUCUGAGUCUGAGGAUAGUGAGCUCGAGGUUGGCGGCGUCGAUUCUGCAAAACGUACGAGAACGAGGAAGCGAAGGCUGUCGACGUAUGAUAUGGCAGAGGAUGUUGCGGACCCGGAGAUGCACUAUGGGACACCGCGGGUCUGA